AUGACGACAACAGCAGAAACAUAUCUUUCAACACAAGCAUCAUUUACAAAUGAAACAAAUACUACAACUACUGCUACUACUACAAAUAAUGAAGAUCAAUCAUCGUCAGCGAUUGCUGCUAAUGUGACAAUUGAUGAACUCGUUCAAUCAUGUUGUACUGAACUAUUACCAUCAUCUAGUCAAUUGAAUAGUAGUAGUAGUGCUUCACCAACACAUCUCGUACGAUUUGUUCAUUCACAAUCAUCACUUGUUAGUCAGAUAGAUGAACAACAACGUCCAUCUGAACAAGGUACUACAAACUCUUCUUCGUCUAGUCAUGAUGCACCUGUUAAACAACAGCAACAACAACAACCACCACUAAUUAAUGUAACGCGUUUACCUUCACCAUUUAAACCAAAAACAAUCAUUGAAUCAACAAAUUCAAUGCAAAAUACAACUAAUUUAAGUAAUAUAACAGCAAAUAAUAUUAGUGUGAAUAAUUAUAACGUUAAUAUUCAUACGACUAAUGUUCAACAACAACCAACGAAUAUAUUAAAUAAUGAACUCGUAACAAAAAAAUGCCAAUUCGAUGAAAAACAAACAACAGAAAUUGUUUCGCAAAUAUUAAAAAAUAUCAAAGAAGUUGAUGAACAUCAAGCGAAUGCAACAACAACAACAACAAAUUAUAAUAUCCACAUUGAUUCAUUUAAUUUUAGUUCAACAAAUCAACAACAACAACAUCAUUCAACAAUUAUUAAAAAAUCACGUGUUAAAAAAGAAGCAACAGCAUUAACCAGAAUUAUUCUCAAAGACGAAACACUGUCGCGGAGUAAAAAACCAACAAAAAAUUUAUCGACGCCAAAUUUCAAUUUAACUAAUAAUUCACAACCUAUGGAAUUCCUUCCUGUACCUUAUGGAUGGCAACGAAGAAUAUUAGCACCAGAUGUUGUUGUUUAUCUUACUCCAACUAAUGUUAUACUCGAUUCAUUAGAUGCUAUACGUCAAUAUCUAGAAAUGCCGACAUCAUGCAAAUGUGGUCUUCAAUGUCCGCUUAUUGUUGAUAAGGUUUUCAAUUUUGAUUCGACGAUAAAAUCGAAAUCUUGGGAAGUAACACAAGUACUGGAAGGUACUCAUUGUCGACAAAAAUCGAACAUUUUAGAAAUGGCAACAUUAACAAAUUGUAUUGAUUCAUUUUGUGAAACAGAACAAAAACCUGUUAAACGUCGAAAACGAACACAUGCUGAAACAGCAAAUGGAAACGUAUUUGUUUGUGCAUCGAAUUCAUCAAAUAUUCUACAAGCAAAUAAUGAAUCAGCCGUUUUUGUUAAUAGUACAAAUCAAGCAAUCGAAGGAGGCCAAUCGAUGACAUGGACCCCAUUGCAACAAAGUGGUGUUACUCCGCCGUCGAAACGGCCGCGUGGUCGUCCUCGUAAAACAGCCGUUACUCCGCCUGCCAUUGCUCAAUUGGCGGUCAAACCAUCUCAUGAUAAUCAUCAGCCAGUUCCAUCGUCGCUUCUUUCUCCUCCGGCAUCCGUCUCAUCGACAUCGCAAACGAAUCUAGUGCAUAGAAAUUCAACAUCACCAUCGACUCAUCAUCAAAAUAAUAAUAAUAAUAAUAAUAAUCAUCUUCGUUACAUAAAUGACAACGUUCUAACACCGUCGUCAACCACCGAUACAAAUGUGAUCGCUCGAGUUCCAUCUCUAUUUGAACAAGUUAAAACAACAACCAAUGAAUCAACAUUUGCUGUUCUAUCUGGUGUACAAAAUGUUCUUCUUUCACCGAAUAGAGACACGAACAACAACAACAACAACAAUAAUAAUAAUAAACGCGUACAUAUUGAAUCUGCAUCAUCUGUUGUAUCAGCAACUGGCAAACCAGUGACAUUAAAUGUUAAUGCGCUUAAACCGGAUUUUGUUCGGUCGCCAGCUGCUGCUCAAAAGCCUUGUUCGACAACUCCCAAUCAAAUUGAUGUGAUCUCUCUAAUGGGUGCAAACAACAGUCAAACACAAUUAAUGGUAACGAAAACAACAUCAAAACCAAUUGCACCUGUACCAUCAACAACGACCAAUUCGGAUGAAUAUACCCUAGUAAAAUCUUCCAGCGAACAAACUAAUGAUGCGUCACAACCAUUGAUGAUUGAUUUUAAUGAUCCAUCAACAACAAAUUUUCUUUUAUCGGCGCUUGCAUCCGGAGCGUCAUCGGAUUCGAAUGCAAUUGUCAAUCAUCUUUUUCAAAAAGCCCAAACGCAACAACAACGCGGUAGUACACCGCCGCCGCCACCACCACCAUCAUCGCCGGCAACCAUAAAGAAAAAACCUCCUAGUAUUUCGUCUGGAUUAAAAAAUUGUACAGAAACAACUAAUUUAUUACCGAUUACGAAUUCAACUAAUCGUCAGCCUGUUGUACUUCAUGUACCAGCAACAACAAUUACAAAUGAUUAUAAUCAACAAUCACAACAAAUUAUUUUUAGUAGUAGUAGCAAUAAUAAUAAUGGCGAAAGAAAGCAGCCCCAACAAAUAUUUUUUAUUAACAAUAAACCAUAUGUUAUUCAACAGAAACUUACACAUGAUCAAUCAUCUCAGCAAAGAUUGGUUCUAACACCAUCGAUAUCUCAAUCAGAUGCAGAACAUACUGUUCAUAAUACACCUCAUACGAAUCGAACUAUUGCUCCUGCUCAACAAAAUAGUACUCACCCAAGUGGCCAAUCAACCUUAGAUGAUGGUGGCAAUUGUCUAGUAGUAAACGGCGUUGUUGAACCUCGAACAUUGAGUAGCUUACUUAAAGGACUUAAUCCAUCGUCGUUUUCUGGCGUUGAUAAUCUUAUCGAUACGAUACAUCGUUUUGAACACACAACACCGACGGAACAAAACGAUAAUUUAUCACUUAAACCUUCUCGACCACUUGCAAAAUCUAGUCCAGCAAGGAAAACAAAUCCAGAUAAACCACCGCCAAGACGUCGAGCACCUAAAAAACUCAAACAAGAACAACAACCAACAUCAGUAACUAUGCCACCCCCUCCUCCUCCUCCUCCUCCUCCUCCCCUUGUUUCACAGCCAUCAUCGGUUCCACCACCACCUAUACAACCAAUUGUUGCUGAUCAACAACAAUGGCAAACCGAUUUUAAUUCCUUUGAUUUUACAACAGCAUGGGGUAGUGAUACAAAUUUAAAUUCUCUUUUAUUAAACGAUGAUUUCGAUACGGCCGCAUCAUUUGAUGAUGUUAACUUUGGAGACUUUGAACCAUAUAUGAAUGGAAAUAAUAAUCCAAAUGCAACUGAUUCAAUAUUGCCUUCGUUAUUUGGCAAGCCAUUACCGCCAGAUACAUUGCCAGGUGUUGAUCAUCUUUUACCUUGA
Molecule: messenger RNA, 3333 nt
Organism: Rotaria socialis
Lineage: Eukaryota; Metazoa; Rotifera; Eurotatoria; Philodinida; Philodinidae
Source: the annotation of a GenBank genome assembly